This is a messenger RNA of Aptenodytes forsteri (emperor penguin), 984 nucleotides long. Its product is annotated as methylsterol monooxygenase 1-like. Gene Ontology annotation, molecular function: C-4 methylsterol oxidase activity. Gene Ontology annotation, biological process: sterol biosynthetic process. Lineage: Eukaryota; Metazoa; Chordata; Aves; Sphenisciformes; Spheniscidae. The record is from RefSeq and is a predicted model, not a curated record.
AUGGAUCACCCGCCACCACUGGGUGUCCCGGUCCUCAUCACUUGCACCCAAGGAACAGCACAAGCGUUGGCAGAAUUCAGUCCUGUAUACAAGAGGCAAAAGGCCAAAUGUCUCCCAGGCGUGCUUGGCAUGCCCCAGCUGGAGAGACGGCCUCCACCUCCCUCAUUUUCCAUCAUGCUGUCUUCUCCCGUCACGUCCUUUCUAGCAAUGGUUCACCUUGACUCCCUUUUGCUGCCAAAUGCACUGCAGAGCCCUUUCCGGGCUGCCUGGAGCAACGUGCUGCAGAGAUACAGCAUCCAGCUGGCAGCGUGGGGCUCCCUGCUCAUCUACCAGGGCUCCUACUUGCUGGUGUCCCUGCCAGGCUUCAUCCACCGGUUCAUCCCAGCCAUGAAGAAAUACAAGAUUCAGCCUGACAAGCCUGAAACUUGGGAAGAGCAAUGGAAGCGUGUCAAGAUCUCACUGACAAGGAACCCCACUUUCCUUCCACCAGCAUUCAUUUUAGGCUACUCUUAUUCAGAGUACUUCAACAUCCCUUACGACUGGGACUCCGCGUCUCCAUGGUGUUCUGUUACUGCUCAAUGCUUGGGCUGCUUUAUAAUUGAAGAUACGUGGAUGUGCAUCACGCACAGAUGAAUGCAUCAUAAGACCUUCUACCCAUAUUUACAUAAACUUCAUCACGAAUUUAAGACUGACAUUCGUCUCUUCAGUCGCUGCUGUAGCUCAGGGUCUGUGAACAGAGACGUCACCCCUGAAUCCCCCUCUGCCAGCAGCGUACUGGACACCCAGGGGUACAACGUCCCUUGGAACCCGCUCCGGUACAUCCCCUUCAAGCUCGACGCUGCUUUCCGUGACCUCCAUCACAGCAACUUUCACAGAAACUACCCUCCUGCCUUCAGCAGGUGGGACAAGUUAUUUGGGACAGGCAAGGAGCAUAAGGCAUUUCUUGCAAAGAAAAAGCAGAAGGAAAUCCAGAAAAGUGAUUAA